AUGAGUGAAAGCCCUCUUGUUGCUAUAGGGCUGUGUUUGCAGGUUCGUUUUGCAGCAGCAGCAGCAGCACAUGGGGGCUUCAUUCCACAACGAACUUUCGAAAUCGGAGGUCAAGCAGAAUUAAAUGUUGUAAUGUCAAGUUCAUCAUGGUUCGUUUUGCAGCAGCAGCAGCAGCAGCAGCAGCACAUGGGGGCUUCAUUCCACAACGAAUUUUCGAAAUCGGAGGUUCGUUUUGCAGCAGCAGCAGCAGCAGCACAUGGGGGCUUCAUUCCACAACGAAUUUUCGAAAUCGGAGGUCAAGCAGAAUUAAAUGUUGUAAUGUCAAGUUCAUCAUGGUUCGUUUUGCAGCAGCAGCAGCAGCAGCAGCAGCACAUGGGGGCUUCAUUCCACAACGAAUUUUCGAAAUCGGAGCAGCAGCAGCAGCAGCAGCAGCACAUGGGGGCUUCAUUCCACAACGAAUUUUCGAAAUCGGAGGUUCGUUUUGCAGCAGCAGCAGCAGCAGCACAUGGGGGCUUCAUUCCACAACGAAUUUUCGAAAUCGGAGGUCAAGCAGAAUUAAAUGUUGUAAUGUCAAGUUCAUCAUGGUUAGUUUUGCAGCAGCAGCAGCAGCAGCAGCACAUGGGGGCUUCAUUCCACAACGAAUUUUCGAAAUCGGAGGUUCGUUUUGCAGCAGCAGCAGCAGCAGCACAUGGGGGCUUCAUUCCACAACGAAUUUUCGAAAUCGGAGGUCAAGCAGAAUUAAAUGUUGUAAUGUCAAGUUCAUCAUGGUUCGUUUUGCAGCAGCAGCAGCAGCAGCAGCACAUGGGGGCUUCAUUCCACAACGAAUUUUCGAAAUCGGAGGUCAAGCAGAAUUAA
Molecule: messenger RNA, 855 nt
Organism: Schistocerca cancellata (South American locust)
Lineage: Eukaryota; Metazoa; Arthropoda; Insecta; Orthoptera; Acrididae
Product: RNA-binding protein fusilli-like
Exons: 9
Coding region: 1-855 (284 amino acids)
Source: RefSeq, a predicted model, not a curated record